Messenger RNA from Mytilus trossulus (common blue mussel), 4413 nucleotides. Its product is annotated as formimidoyltransferase-cyclodeaminase-like. The transcript is spliced from 16 exons. The coding region runs from base 133 to 1809 and encodes 558 amino acids. Lineage: Eukaryota; Metazoa; Mollusca; Bivalvia; Mytilida; Mytilidae. The record is from RefSeq and is a predicted model, not a curated record. Gene Ontology annotation, molecular function: folic acid binding; transferase activity.
CCUGACGUUUUCUCAUGUAAACCGGAAGUGAAUACCUGUGCGGAUGGCAACAAGUACGCUCAGGUAGAUUAAGACAUGCUUUGAACUUGUAAAAUCAAUAAAGUCUACGUACAGAGAUAAGAACAACUGAAGAUGCCAAGAAUAGUGGAAUGUGUCCCAAAUUUCUCCGAAGGUCGUUGCAAAGAGGCUGUUGAAGGCAUUGCCAAUGCUAUAGCCAGUACUGAUGGAUGUAAUUUACUGGAUGUGGACCCUGGAGUGUCAACUAACAGGACAGUUUACACUUUUGUUGGUCCACCAGAAGCUGUCGUCCAGGGAGCCCUGAAUGCUGCCAGAGCUGCAUAUACAUAUAUAGAUAUGAGGACACAUACAGGAGAACAUCCAAGAAUGGGUGCCAUGGACGUGUGUCCAUUUAUUCCAGUCCAGAAUGUAACAAUGGAAGAAUGUGCCAUGUGUGCGAAAGAAUUUGGAGAAAAACUAGCAUUAGAUCUUGAUGUACCAGUUUAUUUAUAUGCUGAAGCUACAGAAAUAGAAACAAGAAAAAAAUUAUCCAGCAUAAGAAGUGGGGAAUAUGAAGGAUUACCAGAAAAGAUUCUACAAGAAGAAUGGAAACCAGACUUUGGUCCUGCAGAAUUUAACCCAAGAUGGGGAGCCACUGUGACAGGAGCAAGGAAUUUUCUGGUAGCCUAUAACAUCAAUGUUCUAUCAACAAAGGAGCAAGCACACAGGAUAGCACUGAAUAUCAGAGAACAAGGCAGAGGAGAAGAGCAGACGUAUGGAACAGGUUUUAAUAACGAGCAUUACGGAACAGGCUGGAAUCCCGUGAAAGGGCGAUGUAAAUCUGUGCAGGCCAUAGGAUGGUACUUAGAGGAGGCCAACAUGGCUCAAGUUUCUACCAAUAUAUCAGAUUAUAACGUCACACCCAUACAUAAAGUUUAUGAAGAAGUGUGUAAAGAUGCUGAGGAGUUGAAUUUAGCUAUUUGUGGCUCCCAGAUUGUGGGUUUAGUGCCAUUAGAGGCAUUAAUGCAAGCUGCUGAUUAUUACAUGGAGAAAGAAAAUCUCUUUAUUUUAGAAGAAGACCAGAAACUUAGAUUGGUUAUUAACAGAAUGGGUCUAAACUCACUAGGAGCCUUUAGUCCUAAAGAAAGAAUUAUCGAAUAUAUGAUAUCAGAUGAAAAUGAUGGUCCACUAGUCAGCAUGGAUGUUAAAGAUUUUAUAUUGACUAUUGGGUCAAGGUCACCUACACCUGGUGGUGGAUCAGUGGCAGCACUGUUAGCUUCUCUAGGAUCUGCUCUUGGUGCAAUGGUUGGUUUUCUGACUUAUGGAAACAAAAAGUUUUAUGAACUUGACUCGAGAAUGAGGAAGAUUAUCCCACCAUUGUAUAAAACCAUGAAAGACUUGAUACAAUUUGUUGAUGCAGAUGCUGCUGCCUUCAGUGAAUAUAUGUUGGCAUUAAAGUUACCACAAGACACAGAGGAAGAUAAGGUUUUGAGAGCUGUAGCAAUGCAAGAAGGACUUCAUACUGCUAUCAGGGUACCAUUAACAGUCUCUAGACUGGCUAAUAGUAUGUGGCCAUUCCUAAAGGAACUAGCAGAAAUAGGCAAUAUCAACUGUAAAUCUGAUCUACAGGUUGGUGCCAAGACAUUAGAAACUGCAGUGUGGGGAACAUAUUAUAACAUACAAACAAACCUUACUGAUGUACAAGAUCAGGAAGUUAAAUCUAAGGUGACUGAAGAAAUAGAUGCAGCAAUAAAAUUAGCUGGUGAAUCUUGUGCUGAAGUUCUGAAGAUCUGUGAUGAGAGGAAAGCUUAAAUUGGAGAAGACUUAACAGUAUUUUACAGUGUUAGAGCUUUGUUUGAAUCUGUGACUACUUGAUUGUGUUGCAUUUCUGUCAGCUUUUUGUGAAAGCUUUUUGUUAUAGACUAUUUCAUACAUGUCACUAUCUGAAAUGUGAUUGAGAAAUUGGGAUUGGACUAAAAGUUAAUAAUUGUGAAGAACUUCAAUUUUUUUGUUAAACUUCAAAAUUCUUAUUUAUUUUAAAGAUUACAUUAACCAAAAGAAAUUCUUUCUAUGUUAUGUUUUUAAAUGUUUAAGAUGUAAAUUGACCUGAAAUAUGGUUUUUAUUUGUGUAUUGAUAUAGAUGCUCUUUUGAGUUUGAAUUAAAACUAUUUUCAGGAAAAUGCUUAUGAGGCAAAUUUAUUUGUUUUGGCAAAAUGAUUAUACUAUUUACAUAUAUGUAAUGAUAAAUUUUAAAUCACUUAAGAAUAAUGGCAGGUGAAUUCAAAAUAAUGCCAUAUCUUUUCCAGGGAAUAUAUUUAUGGAAUAUUAUUCCAAAUAUUAAGAUUGAGAUGGCACAGUGCCUGCUUAUGUAAUAUUUUAAAAACCAAAUGUUAUAAGGAAAACUGCAAUUCAUUAUUCAUGAUUUUCCGUACGAAAUGUUUAUAGAGUGUGAACAUUAUUUAUCACUAUUUGUGCCAUAAUUCUUCUGCAUUAAUUAAUAUAACUGAAAUACACCAAGAACAAAAAAGUGAUGGUUAAAAAAAGUUACCAUAACUGUUUUUGAUAAUAUUCAGAUUACCUUUUCAGAACCUUAAGAGUACUAUGCAUACUACAAUUCAUGUACACCUAAACCACAGUUAAUUGACAUAACUGGUUGAAAAUCUAUAUUGAAAGAUACAUUAUGUUAUAAAUGAUGAAUUAUACUUUGUAAAUAAACCUUCAGCAUACUUGAACCUUUAUUUUUAUGUCAAAGGAGACAACUAUUGUUAAAUUUACAUGUAUUAAAGAAUUGAUUAUUUAGAUCUAAAUUUUAAAGUGACAAGUUUUAUAAUUGUUGAUGAAAUUUGACAGCUAAAUUUGAAAUACAAGGAUAUAUUCUGAAAUACAUCCAAGACAAAAAAAUAAAAGCAAUUUAUUUCCAAAUGUGUAUAAACAACAAUUAUUAAAUUAAGAUCUUCUUACAUGCACAUAAUUCUUUUAUUGUCAACUAUCAAGUAUUCAAAAAAUGGAGAAAAAAAAGGUCCAUAAGUGGGUACUUACUUUGUUUGAGACACAAUUUUUUUACAUGUUGAUUUUUAAUUUUAAAGAAAACUAUGUGAACACCAAAAAAACAUGUUUCAAUUUCUAUAUAAAAUAAUAAAUAUAUAAACAGUUAGUUGAAUGUAGAAACCCCCACAUGUUAUAAUUGUGGAGUUCAGAAAAAAAACACAUGUUUUAAGUGUGGAAUAAUGUGCAAUGGUUUGACAUUACAACUAAAUAGUUAAUAAUUAUAGAUAUACAUGUAUUAAUUUAUGUACUUUUAGCAAUAUAUUUUCAUCUAACAUAAACUAAUAUUUUAUUAAAUGUAUAUUUAUAUAUAUGUGUGAUACUCCCAACAGUAUUCCCAUGGUUAAUAAGUCUAUGUUUUUGUCACAAAUAUUCAUAGGUCAACAAUACUUGAUUGACUCUAGAUCUGGAAAGGAAAUGUUUUUGUAAGGCUUUAAACUUAAUGUAACCAAAUAUAUUUUUCAGAUGAUUAAAUUUAAAAUGAUCCGUCCAAUAAAUAUUGUACCUUUAUGCUGAUUCAUCAAAACCUGUUUAUGUAGUUAGAUUUUAUUGUUUGUAAAUAUUAUUAGUCUGGCUUGAAGGAGUUAGUGAAUAUUAAGACUUUGUGUGAUUUGACCUUGUCAAUAUUUCAAGGUUGCAGAACAGAUGUAGUGUCACACAAUUUGCUUUCAUCUUUGUUUCUGUAGACUUUAAAGCUGGGAGAGGGGUUUAACAAUAACAAGCAUAUAGAUCUGAUUAACUAAGAUAUCUCAGAGAUGAAAGAUAUAUCAAGUUUGAGAAUGUAUUGUUAUUAAAGGUCAACCAUAAAAAUGGAUUUUUUACAGUUUUACUAAAACAUCUGAAAUUGUUAGCAAUGAGAAUCCCCUCAUGCAAAUUGAUCUGCCUUUAAUGCAUUUCUUCUUUCACUAUUUUCAAAAAUGGAUUUAAAAUUUUGUGAAAUCAGAAGUAAAAUUUUACCAUCAAAACAAUUCAAUACUUAAAUCAAAUUUAAUAAAAAUACAAAGUUCUAGUUUCAAAAAGAUGUCAGUUGGUUCAUCUACAGAACUUAAAUUUUAAAUCCACACACAUUUACCAUUUUGUUGUUAUUUUAGAAUUGUUUAUUAUUGAUGACAUAUUAUUGAUGACAUAUUUUUGAUUUAUUAUUGCUGAUUAUUCAAUAUUUAAAAGGUUGUGGCUGUGUUAUUUUAGUACUUGCUCAAGUUUGUUUUUUACUUCCUGUUUUUAUUGGCCGUCAUAGAAAUCUUUUUGAAUAAUUUACAUGCAGUUUUUUAUUACAUUCCAAAUGAACACAAUUGUGAUAAAUUAUAGAUUUUUAAGCAUUUAUUUAUGUAAUUUAACUUUGUGUUGUUACUGACCAAAAUAAAUUAUUUG